AUGUUGUGGACAGCAAACCGUUUUUUCAGGAAAUUUUCAACCUCGACGUAUAACUUCCAGAAUAAACUGAAAGUGGCUAUAAUUGGUCAGAGCCUGUUUGGGAAGGAGGUAUACAGCAACCUGAGAAAACAAGGUCACAAGGUGGUAGGUGUGUUCACUGUACCUGACAAAGAUGGCAAGGCUGACCCCCUAGCCUUGGUGGCAGAGAAUGAUGGCACACCAGUGUUCAAGUUCCCACGGUGGAGAGUGAAAGGAAAGCCCAUCCCAGAGGCAGUCGAGGCCUACAUGGCGGUGGAUGCUGAGAUCAAUGUAAUGCCUUUCUGCUCUCAAUUUAUCCCCAUGAACGUCAUUGAUUAUCCCAAGCACGGCUCCAUCAUUUACCAUCCCUCCAUCCUUCCCCUGCACAGAGGAGCUUCAGCCAUCAACUGGUCUUUGAUCCACGGUGAUAAGAAAGCUGGCUUCACAGUAUUUUGGGCCGAUGACGGUCUGGAUACCGGACCGAUCCUUUUGCAACGGGAGUGCGCUGUUGAACCCAAUGACACUGUGGACACACUUUACAACCGUUUCCUCUUUCCAGAAGGCAUCAAGGCAAUGGUGGAGUCAGUUCAGCUUGUUGCUGAUGGAAAGGCCCCACGAAUUCCCCAGCCAGAGGAGGGCGCAAGCUAUGAAGGCAUUCAGAAGAAAUCCAAUGCUCAGAUCAAUCUGGCUCAGCCAGCUGAGGCACUCCACAACUGGAUACGUGGCCAUGACAAAAUUCCCGGAGCAUGGACAGUUAUUGACGGCAAGCCUGUUACACUGUAUGGUUCAUCCAUUUUGCAAGGGUCAGUGCCAACUGGCCAGCCACUGGACAUCGAAGGAGCAUCCAGCCAAAGCAUGGUUACAAAAAAUGGGCUUGUCUUACACGGAACUGAUGGAAAAGCAGUUCUGGUGAAAAAUCUGCAAUUUGAAGAUGGAAAAAUGAUUCCGGCUUCAAAGUACUUUUCCACUGGGGAAACUCACACAGUGGAAUUAACUGACAGUGAGAAGGAAAUAGUGAAGGAGAUGAGGGAUGUAUGGAAAGGCAUUCUCAGCAACCUCCCAGCCAUUGAAGACAGCACAGACUUUUUCAAAUCUGGAGCUGCUUCCAUGGAUGUGGUCAGAUUGGUAGAGGAGGUAAAGCAGCGUGCCGGUGUAGUCCUGCAGAAUGAGGACAUUUACAUGGCUACCACUUUCCAAGACUUCAUCCAGAUGUUUGUCCGUAAAAUGAGAGGGGAAGAUCAGGAGGAUGAACUGGUGAUUGACCACGUUAUCAAGGAAGUUAACAACAUGACAGUGAAAAUGCCGAAUCAGUGUUUUAUCGACGGCAAAUUUGUGGAUGCUGAAAAUGGCAAGACAUAUGACACUAUUAAUCCAACUGAUGGAACGGUAAUCUGUAAGGUGUCUUAUGCUUCAGUGGGGGAUGUGGACCAAGCGGUGGCAGCUGCGAAAGAAGCUUUUGAGCACGGGCCCUGGGGCAGGAUGAACCCAAGAGACAGAGGGAGUUUACUUUAUAAACUUGCAGAUCUGAUGGAGGAACAUCAAGAGGAGCUGGCCACUAUUGAAGCAAUUGACUCAGGAGCUGUGUACACGCUGGCCCUGAAGACACAUGUGGGCAUGUCUAUUCAGACGUUUCGCUACUUUGCCGGCUGGUGCGACAAGAUACAGGGCAAGACAAUUCCCAUAAACCAGGCCAGGCCCAACCGGAACCUGACCUUUACUAAAAGAGAACCAAUCGGUGUUUGUGCUAUCGUCAUCCCGUGGAACUACCCCCUCAUGAUGUUGGCGUGGAAAAGCGCAGCCUGCCUUGCAGCUGGAAACACACUGGUUCUAAAACCGGCACAGGUAACGCCUUUAACUGCCUUAAAAUUUGCUGAGUUGUCAGUCAAAGCUGGUAUUCCAAAAGGAGUCAUCAACAUAUUACCAGGCUCAGGAGGAAUGGUGGGACAGCGUUUGGCUGAUCACCCAGAUAUUCGUAAACUGGGUUUUACUGGUUCGACUCCUAUUGGCAAACAAAUUAUGAAAAGCUGUGCACUCAGUAAUCUAAAGAAGGUUUCUCUAGAACUGGGAGGGAAAUCGCCUCUCAUCAUUUUUAAUGAUUGUGACAUGGACAAAGCUGUUCGUAUGGGUAUGAGCUCUGUGUAUUUCAACAAAGGGGAAAACUGCAUUGCUGCUGGACGUCUUUUUGUGGAGGAGUCAAUUCAUGAUGAAUUCAUCAGCCGUGUGGUAGAAGAAUUGAAAAAGAUGAAAAUCGGCGACCCGUUGGAUCGAUCCACAGACCACGGUCCACAGAAUCACAAAGCACACUUAGACAAACUGCUGGAGUACUGCGACGUUGGAAUUAAAGAAGGAGCGACGUUAGUUUACGGCGGCAAACAAGUGGACAGGCCAGGUUUUUUCAUGGAACCCACUGUGCUCACUGACGUGGAGGACCACAUGUUCAUCGCCAAAGAGGAGUCCUUCGGGCCUGUCAUGGUCGUGUCCAAAUUUAAAGACGGGGAGGUGGACGCUGUGCUGCAGCGAGCCAAUGACACAGAGUACGGCUUGGCUUCUGGUGUGUUUACCCGUGACAUAAACAAAGCCAUGUAUGUGAGCGAACACCUGGAAGCUGGGACAGUAUUCAUCAAUACGUAUAACAAGACCGAUGUGGCUUCACCUUUUGGAGGCUUCAAACAGUCCGGCUUUGGUAAAGACUUAGGAGAGGACGCGCUGAUGGAAUACCUCAAGACCAAAGCAGUGACUGUGGAAUAUUGA
Nerophis lumbriciformis (worm pipefish) is the source of this 2769-nucleotide messenger RNA. Lineage: Eukaryota; Metazoa; Chordata; Actinopteri; Syngnathiformes; Syngnathidae. The record is from RefSeq and is a predicted model, not a curated record.